Molecule: messenger RNA, 2005 nt
Organism: Thrips palmi
Lineage: Eukaryota; Metazoa; Arthropoda; Insecta; Thysanoptera; Thripidae
Gene: mus101
Product: DNA topoisomerase 2-binding protein 1
Exons: 10
Coding region: 188-2005 (605 amino acids)
Biological process (GO): DNA replication initiation; mitotic G2 DNA damage checkpoint signaling; mitotic DNA replication checkpoint signaling
Source: RefSeq, a predicted model, not a curated record
UUUGUAGAUGUUGGCGUUUGUUUACCAUAGCGGUUGCAAAUUUUCGGCGGGACCAAAAAGGCACCAAAGGGACGAACAGAACGAACAGAAACGAGAAACAACAGUACUUUUCUUGAUUGUAAAAUUCCGAAGCCUCAAGAGUUUAAUGCUUUACUAAAUUGUCUAAUAAAGGAUUGACCCGAUCCUAAUGGCAUCAAAACUUCAUAUCCUGACCCAGACUGAGGAUGAUGAAGAGGUUGGUCUGUAUUUUGUAGUGCCACAAAAUUUAGAUAAAGAUGAAUGUGACAAUGAUAUGAAAGAGGCCUUCAGUACUGCAGCUGACAAUGACUACACCCCGGAAUGGAGAACUGAAGACAGUUGUUUGUUCUUAUCCCCUUCCAAACGAAACGUUUUCGUUUUCCAAAACUUUGCAGGAGCCGCUUUUGAACAUCUUCAACAAUUUAAGUGUGUUAGUCUCAUCGGCCCCCGAUGCCUCACCCAUUGCAUCAUGCUGGGUGAGCCGAUGCCCUUGGUUAGAAAUCCCUCAUUCACCAUCGCCAUGAAAGGUCUUUCUAUCACCGUCAGUGGUGGUGGUGUUGAAGUAAAGAAUAAAAUAAGGCAGAAAGUUGAAAUGAUGUCAGGUGUAUUUUUAAAAAGUUUGACAGAUAAAACCACUCAUGUUGUUGUAUCAUCUGUUGUUUCAUCCAAAUAUGAGAAAGCUCUUGAAUUGGGAGUUCCUGCACGAACUUUUGAAUGGGUAGACGCAGUUUGGAAGAGAAGCCUUAAGGAAUACAUUUUUGCUACUGAUGAGAAAUUUGAUGAGUACCGUUGUCCUCCUUUCCUAGAUUUAAAAGUGGCCUCGACUGGACUGAAUAUCAGAGAGCAAGAUAAACUCAAAAGAACUUUAGCUAAAUAUGGUGGGCAAUAUGACCAUUCAUUGAAUGGACAAGUAAAUGUGCUUGUUGUCAAACAAACUAAAGGGGAUAAAUUCAAGCAUGCUAAACUUUGGGGCGUACCUUGUGUGGAAUUACGAUGGAUCUAUGAUAGUGUUGAAGCAGGAAAUGCUCUACCAACAAAAGCCUAUGAGGUUGACGGAAAUGCUGUUUCUUCCCCAAAGUCAAGCAAUGCUACUUUAAAUUUCUCAGCCAACUUAAGCACUGUACAGUUUGACCAAAAAACACACAUAGAUGAAACAGUACUGAAUUCCACAACAUCUAGUGUGGCAAGUUAUUGUCCUAUUCCUAAAUCUAACACUCCAGUUAAAAUGCCACCACCUGCACCAAAAAGAACUCCUGUUAAAUGUAGAACUCCUGUAAAGUUAAUUGUCCAACCUACUGCUCCUGGAGAAUUCAAGCACCUGCUCUCUGAACUGGAUCUAACCCAGACAAAGCGAGCUGGCCCCUUUCUUGAUGGCUGUGGGGUUUACAUUAUGGGUUGGAACACUGAAGAGGAAGAGAUAUUACGAAAGGUGCUGAAAUGUAGUGGGGCUACUCGCUUCUCUGACCUCAAUGACAGAGUGUCUCACGUUCUUGUGGGAAAUCUUGAAAAGCCAUUUUUACGUGUAUUGAAGAAUCUUUCACACACGCCGCAUGUCGUUAAUAUUAAAUGGCUGAUAGAAAGUGUGGCUCAGAAAAGUCCUGCAGUGGAAGAACCCUUUAACUGUAUGCCAAGUGAGAAUAUGAAUGCCUCUGAAGCACCAUCUCCCCUCAGUAAAAAAGGGAUGGCUCUUCUACAGCGAGAAACAUUUUCUCCUAAAAAGCCCCUUGCUGUCCAGCAAUCUUCCUCAAGGGUGACAGAAAUGUCCCCAAACAAAGGAAAACAGCAACUUUUAGCCAAGUACACUGGAACAGAUUCCUCAGAUAAUUCCAUUUCCAAAUCGAUGUCCACAUCCGCGCGGUGCAUGCCUCCUCCACCAGUUCCCUCAGUAAAGUCCACCAAGCAACAGCAUAAUGUCUCAUCAGCUGAUGAAAGCGACUUUGUUGGGAGCCAGGACUUGAUUUUUAGUGGUUUGUAUUUUGGGUCUUAA